AUGGAAAAUUUGGAGGAUGUGGCGUUGCAUUUGCAGCGAUUUUCAUGGCCUGAUUAUGCACUGUUCUCAUUCAUGCUAUUCCUGUGCAUCCUUAUCGGUCUUUAUUUUGGAUUCAUAAAGCCACACACCGCAGAUGCUGAGUCUGAAUAUUUAGUCGGUAACCGCUCCAUGCAUUUCUUUCCUAUCUCAUUAUCAUUAAUUGCAAGUUUUAUAUCCGGAAUUACACUACUGGGACUACCGAGUGAAGUAUAUCUGCAUGGUAUACAAUAUGUCUACGUAUCUAUUGGUGUUGUAUUAAUGGGAAUUAUUAUGGCAACAUUCUAUCUACCAGUAUUUUAUGGCUUAGAGAUUACUUCAUCUUAUGAGGGUGGAUUAAAAGCUGUUGUCUGGACGGAUGUGGUUCAAACAUUUUCCAUGUUUUUGGCAUUGAUUCUAGUUGCUGUGAAAGGAACAAUUGAUCUAAAAGAAGGUGGUAUAGGACAUGUUAUUGAUUCAGCACUCAACACAAGUCGAUUGGAACUGCCAAAUAUUGAUAUAAAUCCUUUAGUUCGACACACACUGUGGAGCCAAGUUUUGGGUGGCGUGUUUUAUUGGGUGCAGACAAAUGCAGUAUCACAAAAUAUGAUACAGAGGUAUCUUUCACUGCCGAGUUUACGUGCUGGAAGAAAGUCUGUUUGGCUUUUUGUGUCUGGAGUAGUAAUUUUAAUGAUGCUGUGCUCAUACAACGGAUUGCUAAUGUAUGCAACGUACAAGAAUUGUGAUCCAUUAAGCACAAAUUUAGCAAAAGCUAAAGAUCAGAUGCUUCCACUGUUUGUAAUGCAAACUUUAGGUGAGCUUCCUGGAUUAAGUGGACUUUUUAUCGCGGGAGUAUUUUCAGCAGCUUUAAGCUCCCUUUCAACAUGCCUCAACAGUCUUAGUGCUGUUGUUUUAGAGGAUUUUAUUAAGCCAUUUACAGACAAACCACUAACAGACCGAAUUAUAAAUUGGGUCAUGAGAUCUACAGUUGUAAUCGUCGGAAUAUCAUCUGCCAGUAUGGUCUAUAUUGUUGAAAAAGCUGGUACAGUUUUGCAGCUUACAAUGUCAUUGGAGGCUAUCACUAAUGGUCCACUGUUUGGUGUCUUCACUCUUGGAAUUUUCCUGCCGUGGAUAAACUCAGCUAGCGCAUUAACAGGGGGCAUAAGUGGCGUUAUAUUCAUGUCAUGGUUAAGUUUUAAUGCACAAUAUGCCAUCGCUUCGGGCCAAAUGGAAUUUCCACCAAAAGAUUUGGCAGCUGAUCAAUGUCCUUACAGUUUCAUUCCAUCCAAUUCAACGAUAAAGGUAUCAGACGAAUACAUCUUUCCGCUCUAUAAAAUAAGCUAUAUGUGGUAUACGCUUGUUGGAGCUAUUUUUACAAUGCUAGUGUCUCUCUUAUGUUCAAUAUUUAUAUUUGGAUUUAACGAUCCAUCAACCAUAUCAUCGGAGCUGUUAACACCAUUUUUAAGGAAGACGUUUUCAAAGGAAAAUGAGAUUAAGAACGAACGUCCAAUUAAAGCAGUUAAAGACACUGAAUUUUAA
This is a messenger RNA of Chironomus riparius, 1554 nucleotides long. The record is from the annotation of a GenBank genome assembly. NCBI's taxonomy places the organism in Eukaryota, Metazoa, Arthropoda, Insecta, Diptera, Chironomidae.